CAAAAUUUAGUCAAUGUAAAUCAAACUUCAUAAUUGCAAAAAUCGGUGAAUACGCACGGGAAGGCGGAAGUAGAUAUACGCCAUUGUGCAAGUAUUAUUUGUAAUGGACUGAUCGCGUUAAAUCUGAUAGGAGAUGAAAUACAACCUUGUUGCUAUACUUUUAUUAUGGUUGGUUUGUAAUUCCGCGGUUUUGGGUUGCGGUAGACGUAGACGUGGUCGUCGUAGCCCGCCUCCAGACAGGACCAGACCAACUAUAAAAUGUCCGCCAAAUGUAGAAGCAGUUGCAGAUCCUAUCCAGAUAAACACAAAAGUAUGGUGGGACGAAAGAACUAUCUCAGCCAACGACGAUCGAGAUGGCCCAAUUAAGCCCGUAAGAUCUGGAAAAGCACCUGGAAAACUGUUUUCAGGGACUACAAACAUAACAUAUACUGCAAAGGACAAGGCAGGCAACUACGCUUCGUGCUCAUUCAAUAUAAUUGUAAAAAUUUUGGUAUGUUCUACAUGGGGCGAAAUUCACGAUGGCUGGAAGAUUUGUCACGUGAGUUAUCAAAUGCGACGAGGAAGUGUGUGUCGAUUUGGUUGCUAUGGCGGUCACGAGCUAGUUGGCCCAUCAAAAACUACAUGUUUGGACUCGGAACAAUGGGACACGGCAACUCAACCUUUCUGUCAAAAACUUCAAUGCGACGAGCUUUUCCCUUCUACCGGCCAAUAUGGCGUCGUUGAUAUUUCCUGCACCGACAAUAAUUUUUACCGAAGCAAGUGUUCAUAUAACUGCAAAGAUGGUUACAACAUACUUCCCGGACACAGCAAGGUUCGGGUCUGCAACGAGUAUGGCAACUGGAGGGGCAGGAUGCCUAUAUGUGAAGAUACCUCGCCGCCAGUGUUUCAAGAUUGCCCUUAUGUAAAGGUUGGGUACGCCGAGCCAUCGAAAACUUCUGGAAAAGUCUGGUGGAACGAACCUCGUGCCACGGACAACAUUGGAAUCGUUAAUACGAUUCGUAUUUCGGGUCCUGGAUCUGGUACUGAGCUUGAAGUUGGAGAGCAUACCGUCACAUACAUGGCUUCUGAUGCUGCAAACAACACUGCCAUCUGCGAGUUCAAUGUUGUCGUAAAACAGAUAAAGUGCCAUAUGAUUUACCCUCUGCCUUACACUGCCGUCGUUUGCCCGACAGGAAGAAUAUUUGGAUCGUCUUGUGAGUUCACUUGUGACAAUGGUACUGCGUUGAAUGGCCAUCCGCAUGCGCAGUGUGAUAAAACGGGCGAAAUUGUUCCGUACGGUAGAUGGACAUUCAUGAACAACCAGCCAUACUGUGAAAAUAUAGAAACGUGCCCAGCACUCCGCCCACCUGAUAAUGGCGCGUUGGCUUGUGACACGUGGCUGCAAGGAAAGUUCUGUCAAAUUUUAUGUGAGGAUGGGUACGUGGUUAAAGAUGACAUAGCUGUGCAAGAGAGCCUACUUGUCUGCGGCGAUUCUGGUACUUGGUACUUAUCUGCAAAGAUUCCAGAUUGUCUAGAAGUUGAUGAUGAAAGAGAAUCUGAUUCCUUUAAACUCAAGUUUGAGUACUAUUAUUAUGAGGGACCUUGUGACGAGGCUAGAGAAGAUAUCAAAAAUAAGUUCAUUGAAGCGUUCAAUAAAAGCUCUGGACAAGACUGCAAACAAAAAUGCUCUGUCAGAAAAGUUAAUAUCAUUUGCGGAAACAGAACUGGGGAUUCAAGCAGAAAAAGAAAAAGCACUGACCCGACAAUUAUGUUCACAGUGACAGUAGAACUCUCAAAAGAUUUGUCACCGAUGGAAAAGGCAAUUUCUAGACAUUCGAUUAAAAAUUCCGUUACCAAGGCUUCCGAGAACGGUGACUUCAAUUUGGAAAUUGAUGGCUUCUCGGCCGAGUCCCCGACAAUCAGCGUUUCUUAUAUCGAGGGCGAAUGUUCAACCGGAAGUGCUUAUGACAGGACAACAAUGCAGUGCGUUAAGUGUAGCGUCGGAUAUUUUCAUGACUAG
Molecule: messenger RNA, 1999 nt
Organism: Ruditapes philippinarum (Manila clam)
Lineage: Eukaryota; Metazoa; Mollusca; Bivalvia; Venerida; Veneridae
Exons: 12
Coding region: 134-1999 (621 amino acids)
Source: RefSeq, a predicted model, not a curated record